UUAAUCGAUACCAAGUGUCAGAGAUUUCGUAGCUGUGCCUGCUCCACGUGGUACAAGUGUAUCAUAGAGGUCAGUAGAUACAAUGCUCUAAAGCUUAAAGCUCGGCGCGAAAUAGGCCGGUAGUGACAGAUGAAAAUCGCCAAGUGUUCGUUAUGGCGGGUCUUUGGGUUUUAUCAGCUACAUCGCGCGUUAGCGUCUUAACGUCGUCGCCCUACAAAUACCGAGCGAUUGUUUCGAGUUUAUACUCAAUUUCAAAUAACGAUUACAGCACAUCAAGCGACCCUAAGAAACAUUAUGACAUCGUUAUCGCCGGAGGUGGUAUGGUCGGAACGACGCUGGCCUGUGCCAUAGCCAACAACAGGGUACUAGAGGAAAAACGUGUACUAUUGCUUGAAAGUGGAAAUAAGCAGAAUUAUCACGUGCAAAACAAGUACUCAAACAGAGUUGUGGCAUUGAAUCGACAAACUCGUACACUUUUGUCAAGUAUUGGAGCAUGGCAACAUGUAGAAGCAGUUCGGUAUGCACCAGUGAAGAAAAUGCAGGUUUGGGACGCCUGCUCAGACGCUAUGAUCACUUUUGGCGAAGAUCAUCUUGCUGAAGAAUUGGCCUUCAUUGUGGAAAAUGAUUUGCUUCUGUAUGCCAUUAAUCAACAACUAUCUGGGAAAGAGUCUGUGGAUCUGGUAUAUGGGGCCAAGGUCGCGGAUGUACUGAUACCCUCAAAACACUGCCAAAACUCCAGAAUAACUCUGCAGGAUGGGCAAAGCAUUGAGACAAAAUUACUGAUCGGUGCGGACGGGGUGAAUUCAUUGGUCCGCAAAAAAAUGGGAGUGCAAUACGUAGGAUGGAAUUACGAGCAAAUGGGCGUCGUUGCUACUGUACAGCUAUCCGAGCCUACGGAGAACAUCGUGGCUUGGCAGAGAUUCUUACCGGGUGGACCCGUAGCACUGUUACCGCUCACAGAUACCCUAAGCUCUCUGGUCUGGUCCGUAUCUACCGUCCAAGCUAAGAAACUGCUCAGCCUUUCAGAUGAAGAAUUCGUCGACGAGUUGAACGAAGCGCUAUGGAAAAUGUAUCCAAAGGACGGGAUGGUAGAAGCCGGCAUGCGAGCCCUCGGACAGCUUCUUGAAGGGCUUUCCUUACACAGUGGAGUAACUAGACAACUACAACCCUCCAUUGGGGGAAUUGUGGAGGGGACUAGAGCUGCGUUUCCUCUUGGUUUUGGGCAUGCUGCUUCCUACGUCGGACCAGGAGUAGCACUGGUUGGGGAUGCCGCCCAUCGAGUUCAUCCUCUGGCGGGACAGGGCGUUAAUUUAGGAUUUGGAGAUGUCACCGCUCUCGUUAAACUCAUGACUGAGGCUAGUAGAAAUGGAGCUGUACUCGGAGAUAUGGCUUAUUUAAGCCGAUACGAAACCCUGCGACAACGACACAACGUCCCUACUAUGCUGGCGAUCGACGCAUUGCAUAGAUUAUACAAAGGUACCGCUGCUCCGAUUGUCUUAGCACGAAGCUUGGGACUUCAACUUACAAACGCCUUGCCACCAUUGAAGAAGGCUAUAAUGCAACAUGCGUCUGAUCGUGCACUUUGAACGAGCGACUUUUUGGAUAUCCCAUGUAAAUACAUACCUGAAUCUAAAGAUAAUCUUAGCUAAGUUUUUCGUGGAAAUCGCAAUGACCUACAUUACUACCUGAAGUUUAUACCCGCUAGUACAAAACGUGCAGUGUAUCGCUAAUGUUUUCGCCCUCAUGUAAUUAAUAGAGCAUUGAACUCUUAUUUGGAAUUAUGACUAAAUUAAUCGUCAGCGAAAGUAUACAUGGAUGAGAAAAAAAAAAAUGGACUACGCAGGUGCGAACAGCAGACACACCGUAUUGAUGGUUGUACAAGAUUUUAAUGCCUCGCUAUCAACCUGGACAUCACGACCUCUGAAUGGUAAACUCUGUCGAGACAUAACGUAUCAUUGUAAAUUAACUGGCUACUGAUUUUAUGCUCCACCUAAAGAUAUAUAUACUUUGUUAGGUAUGUAGUUAACUGCGUAUUUGAGUCACCAAUGCGACGACGCGAAGUUCUAUUUAUUUUGUUCAACUGGCUUCGAUCAAUAAACUCGUUUGGUUUUUCACAAUUAUUGCCUGUGCAUAUGGCCAGAGCUGAAGUUUCUUUUGGUUUCAAUUAGAUAUCUUAGAAAACCCUGAGAAAACACAAGAGCUAUGCAGGUAGACGAUUCAGAAAAUUGCUUGGAGGACUGCGACUAAUGUUAAAUGUACAUGAACAUGACAUGAACCCUUGAUGGUUGAAUUCCUCUUAUUUCUACCGCCAUCGAGGAACCGAAAAGUUAUAAGACAAUUCGCAGGGAAAUAUUCUCGCUCGACAGCAGAUCGGAAACGAUACCUAGAAAAAACUUGUAGUUCUUCCGCAUUAUGCGUCGUUAUACAAGGUGAAAAUCAAUGACGAUCUCGAAUGCGUCACCUUCAUCUUGCGAUGCCAUCGGUAGAGGGGAGGACGCCCACACGACGACGUAGCGUCUCGAUGACGACGCCCAGGACACAGAACCGACUAUGGUCUACUUUACUCCGCAUCCCAACUUCUAUAAAUCUCGAUCCAUCGUUGAGAUAGAAGAGUAGAAUUCACCUAACUACGAUAGUAAAAUUUAACGCAAGAACUCCAGCACGUAGCGCGGAGUAACACCGGGUAGACUCCUAGUGUUGCAGCUGGCCUUUGCCGGGGUAUAUAAACUCCCACCAUGGGUCGAACGCGCACAUUCCGAGGUCGAAAGCGGCGGGGGCUGUAUCGAGCGGAGUUGCUAGUGGUAUGGUGAAUCAUACAUCGGUAAAUUGAAGAGGGAGAGCUAGGGCUGAAUCAUCCCGUAACGGAGAAGUCAGUGCGUAGUAUCUAGUUCGGGACGAGAGCAUCACCAGCGACUCGAAGUUUGAUACAGUCUCUCCGUUUGAGAUGACAAUGGAAUGGAGGGCAGAGAUGGCCGGGGCCAAUGGCGGCUGGAGGAUGCGGAAGCGGAAGACCUGAGGCCAUUUGGCAGCUCUCUGCCAAUCGGCGGUUUGGUUUGUAGAUCGUAUCAAAACCAAAAUCUUUUCUUUGCACCAAACAUUAUAGAAUCCCUUUACAAUAUUUUGGAUCAAAUUGAUUAGGAGCAAUGAAGAUGAUUUCCAAAGGUUAUCGGAUUCUAAUUCACAGUUAGGAGUUUGAUUUUAAAUAUUCAAAUUGUUUCUUUGGAAUAGAGAAAUUUAUGACAAACCCUAGUGAACUAUGAAAGAAACGAUUUAAUCAUGCGCGUGUUGAAGAUAUUUCAUUUAGAUGGAAUUUAGUUCUACAAAAAAUUACUGUAAUCAUAGGUAUAGAAUCUGUUCAUAUUGAAUUUUUUCUGUACACAUAACGAUAUAUUUUAUUGAUUAUUGAUGGAGAUUCAAAGACUUGGAUGAAAGUAUCCAAAGACAAAAAAAAUAAAGAUAUUUACAAAAAACUACAUUAUUUUGAUUUGGUCACGAUAUUCUCUAUAUGUUGUGCUAUUAAUUCCGUAAAUCCUUUUCAGUAUGCCAAUUCGCCCCUGAAAAUUCUGUUGCAAGCUAACGAUCGAAACAAAGAUCAUUUGGGCUGUCAGCGUGUCUCGCCGAACUUAGAAAGAGAGGCAAGCGAACGAGCCUUUGGCGGCAAGUGGCGGGCUGUGCUGUAAAACAAAAAACGGAAAGUGGAAGUCUGUGUUUUUAGACAGCCACAACGUAGCCUGGCUGAUAUUACAUGUCAAAUAUGGCACGCCGACACUCACUCUCUCCUCAGAAAAGAGGCCUCAUCUCGCGAUAUGUCAUCUUUUGUUCAGGCAGAGAACUAGGCAAAAGUUCCAGCGGUGAGCUGUCUUUUUUUACCCCCUCCCCACUCCGGAAAUAUGAUAUUUUCUCAGGUCUGGCUGGGAACAAGGACAGAAACAGAAGUUGAAUAGGGUUCAUUUACUACUCACGGGUUCAUCCCAUACAGCAUUGCACACCGCCGAUCACCCUGCUGCGCCAAACAUAGAAAACCUCGUCAUGCCGCAGUUGUUAAGGAAUACGCUGGUUCCAAUACCUUACUAGGAUAGAAAAAGUGCCAGGUAUGGGAGUGUAUACCAACGCUAAGUGUAUCUCCUAUAUUUAUUAACCAGUCUUGUAGAUUGCUUAUGGAGGAAGGUAUCACUACAUUAAGGGUCUGUCUAGAAUGUCAUAACUUAUGGGAAAUAUGUUUUGUGGUCAAGAAAUCUGAGCACUCUAUAAAUUGAAAAAUACGUUUGUUACCUCGGCGACUUUGGAAGAUGCAAGCCCAGUUAGGGCUAGGAAUAAUAGUGUUUUCGCAGAUUCGAACCGAAGAAGCACUGCUUGAUUCUCUACCUGGAUGAAUAUCGAUUUAUCAAUAACACACGGGGUGCACCAGAUAGAGAUGUUGCUGUUACAUGCGCAAACUGUGUGAGUGAGGUUGCAGAGAAAUGGAGAAUUACCGUGAUGAUGUGAUACAUUGCAAGCAAAGGAAUGAGAGCAAUAUACAGAGGUACUGAUUCUUCAAAAAGCGUUUCUCAACUUUUCUUGACCGCAGUAGUUGUGCGAGAAUUUCGUAUUAUAUGAGACGCGUGGUACACAAGGAGCUUGAAUGGAGGAACAGAGUCAAGUAGUGCAUUGAGAGAUCUGGUCAUAAGCCAGGAUAAUCGAUCCUGUUCUUGUUUUUGUUCUUGUCGUUGUUUUGAGCCACAGAACUCCCAGCGGAUCACAAGAUGUUCAGAUUAUCUGAGGAUCCUGAAAGAAAUUCUUCCAUUCCAUCAACUGGACCAAAACUGAUUUGGCGUUCAUUAUCGGAUUCAUAAGAGAGAUGCCAAGACUGGCAACCGUAAGCUAGCAACCUUGUCCAAAUCCAAGAAAGCAGGUCUGUAAUUAGUAAAUUUCAUCUGUGACUGGUAAACCAAAAACUAGUGUACACAUAUAGUCUACCGCCAACUCCAGAUUGUUGCAACUGACAAUGAGCAGCAAUAGCGUACUAUCAGCAAGAUUCUUACAAGUUACACCGAGGUGCACAGAAAUUGAAAAAUGGUAACGCUCACUGAUUAAUGGACAUCUUUGAUAUGGCACGCAGUGUAUCAUAAUUAACAUGACCUGUUAUUAGAAGUAAAUGGGGGGCAGCGGGGGGCUCACGAAACCUUUUACUUUGAGCUGUAGGAUUGCGAGCUUCAUGAAGAUGGAACAUAUCAGGCGAGACACGGAAUUAUUCGACUUGUUUGGAUCCAAAGCGAAUGUUAUUGCCUUGUGGUACAUGGGAGAAUAGUGGCAGAAAAUUCGGCGAGCGCUAUUAAAAUUUCGAACUUCAUUGGAGCCGGCUUUUGUUGGAUCGUAAUCGAGGUAAAAGGUCAAUGAUCGGUUGCAAUAUUUAUAUGAUGGAGUAUACUUUGCGGUGAGAGGAGGGGGAGGAGGGAGCAGCCAAGGUGAUAAUUCUUAGCUACAGCAAGGCAAUCACGUUAGUCGAAUGACCCUGGGUGCGGAUUUGGUGGAGUGUCUAUCGUAAGCGGACUCCUAACGUGUAGCGAGGUAACAGAUGAAUCGAUAUCGUUGCUCAGGACUCAUUUCGUGACCAUUAUCCUUCUAAGUAUUUUGUGAGGGCAGGGGGGAAAUCGGGAAGUCACUAUUAUCAUUUUGAGCUACAGGCAUGCCGAAAGCUGGUGUGGAUGUCGGAGUUCCAGUACUUUGGUAGAUUGCCGAAUGCAUUUUUGACGAGGUAAUGUGAUAAAUUCUGGAUAGAACGUUCAUCCUCACAAAAAUAGGAACGCCAGUCCGAAAAAGUGAAUGAAAAACGAUAUUGCCCAAAGUUUACAAACUGACAGAGUAUCAGGUAAAGAAACGUUUCCUACUUAACCGUCUGAAUGUCGGAAAACAUAGGUAAUACACCCAUACAACAUUAACGUAAUUUCUCACUCAGAACUUACUAGUGAAAAUUAGUACGAAAGAAAUUUGGAUUGUCCACAACAAAGCUUGGCGAUGGGGGGGAGAGGGGAACAGCAAAAUAUUUGAUUUUUUUCUAGAAAGCCCAACCAGAUUACGGCCGAAUCUUCCUCCCACUGGCAUGAUGUGUUAACGCUUUGCGACUUGGCAUAAAUUCCCAUGAUAUGCAAAUGCCCAUACUCGCGUAAUAGUAGCAAGUCUAUAAUCCCCUAGGAUGUUGGUGAAGUGGAAUAAUAGUUGUGGUGAAGAUGGAUCGGUUAUGCGUCUAAAUUCGCAUGCAGUUUUGUGAGCAAGUCUUCCAAAAGCAAUGUGUCAAAGUAUGUCGCUGUGCGGAUUAUUGUUUCUGUUAAAUAUUUAAAUAGCACCAGGACUUGGCAAAGUAAAAAUUCUCACUCACCGGACGACUGUUCAAAAUCGUGGCGUAAUGUUUUGUGUAUAAUAUGAUGGUAUUGCUCCUGGCAACUAAUGCAACCUGCAGGAAUAAUGACGGGGUAUACAACACACAACUUGACAUGUCACAACGCGACACCCAAUUUGCAAUGAUCCGCUGCUGUAAUGGACCUUAAAUAUGAUUGGAUUUCAAGCCGCAUAGAGUUUAGGCAGAGUGUUAGGUGAGUGACCUAAAAUGUAUAAAAUGUUCUGAUUGAUGAAAUACCUAGGCUUUUGUGCUUCGUACAAGAUGCCUAGGUCCAGAACUUCAUAGCAUGGCACAAAAGUGCAUACCUACAUAAUUUAAAACAUUCGAAAAAUUACACUUGUUACCAUGCGAUUAUUUUAUAUCAUUACAUAUCACAUCAUGUAUAUUUGUAUCACUUCCAAAUGACAUGAAUAAAUCAUAACCGUUGGGGCAGGGGCGAGGGAGGAGUGGUUGAGAGUUAGAGAUUUAACUUUUUUCUCUGUAGGUCAGAUUCAUUUCAGAUGACAUAUUGACAUGGCGAUUGAAAGAACCAAAGCUAAAUGCUUACGAAUUGUUCAGAUGGAGUUAUGAAUUUAUAAUCAAUUAGCUAUUAGCUGCCCACAUCAAGGUAUUUCUAGAGAUUUGGAAAAUGUUUAAGCUGUUUGCAGUGAAUCGGCAAGGAACCUUCGAUCUAUCUAAAAGAAAGUAAUCAAAACUUGAUCACGUUUGUUGCUAAAAUAUGCCGCUCAAUGUGGAUUGGGGUGAUGUCUCACAGGAUACACGAAACCAAUUUGUUUUCACAAACAUCAUCUGUGGUAUUGUAAGAGGAUGUCACGUCGCAUCAUUGCUGUAAUAUGCAUGCUUUAUUAAUUCAACAAUCUUUGUGUAUAAGCGCUCGCACUGGUUGGUAUAUUGCUUACUCUGAGUCUCCGUAGUAAAAACUAUACUGAAUCAACAGACCCUAUGUUAAGAUAAAUUGAACGAAAAAAUCUGGAAAGUUUUCCAUGUCUGAAAGGCCCCAUAUUCUCAAACGUAUGGUGAAUGAAGAAGAUAGGCCUAAGCAAUAUGAUGAGAAUUGAGCAAUGAGUAUAAAUUUUGGAAAAUUCAGGUAAAAGUUCAUCUUAUUAUAACUAGAAAUUGUCUGACGCUUUAAACCGUAAGCUUGGCUAUACUUGGAAGCAAUCAGCAAGACACGCGUUAAGCGGCAGGCAUCUCUCGUACUUCCCCAAAUAUGCUAAUUAAGUUUUCUAGAAUCUGUAUUUGGAAUAUGGAGACCUGAAUCCUUGACACUAGGCAUGAGUUGGUGGUUGUAGACAUCUCUCACUUGGUCAGAUAUGAAUGAGGGACGAAUUGGCAGGCUGAAUUGAAAGAUAGAUCCCAUGUCGACUUUGCAUCCGUUGAGCUCACCGAUUCGAUUUGUAAUCCUAUAAAUCUGCAUCACAUCUAUUCGCUAUGGUUUCAUUGCUUUACUGACUCGACAAGGCUGACUGGUUGUUCUGGCUUAUUAUAUCAAUAUGUUCCGGCGUACACAUAAUAUAGAAGAGAUUAACUAAACCCAGAAGAAAGAAGAAAAUGGAUGUAUGUACAUGCUGUUGAGCAACGAAGAUGACACCAUGGAAAGUGGAUGCUGCCAUGAGAAGAGGAUGCCAUCAUGAGAAGAGAUUACCGCUAUGUGAAGAAGAUGCUGCCAUAAGAAGUGGAUGCCACUAUGGGCAGAGGAUACAGCCAUGUGAAGAUGAUGCCGCCAUGAGAAGAGAUUACUGCUACGUAAAGAAGAUGCCGCCUUUGAGAAGAGAAUGUUGCCAUGGAAAGAUAAUACCGCCAUGAGAAGUAGAUGCCGCUAUGGACAGAAGUUGCAGAUAUGUCAAGAUGAUGCCACAUAUGAAGGAAAUGCCCCAUGCAAAGAGGAUGCCGCCAUAAGAAGAAGACUCCCAAUGGGAAGAGGAUACCGCUAUGCGAAGAGGAUGCCGCUAUGUGAAGAGGAAGCCGCCAUGAGAAGAGGAUGACACUAUGUGAAAAGGAUGCCCCAUGAGAAGAGGAUACCGCUAUGUGAAGAGGAUGGCGUCAUGAGAAGGGGAUACUGCUAUGUGAAGAGGAUGCCACCAUGUGAAGAGGAUCACGCCACGAGAAGAGGAUGUCCCAUGAGAAGAGGAUACCGCUAUGUGAAGAGGAUGCCGUCGUGAGAAGAGGAUGUCACCAUGUGAAGAGGAAGCCGCCAUGAGAAGAGGAUGACACUAUGUGAAAAGGAUGCCCCAUGAGAAGAGGAUACCGCUAUGUGGAGAGGAUGCCCCAUGAGAAGAGGAUACCGCUAUGUGGAGAGGAUGCCGUCGUGAGAAGGAGAUACUGCUAUGUGAAGAGGAAGCCGCCACGAGAAGAGGAUGCCGCUAUGUGAAGAGGAUGCUGCCAUCAGAAGAGGAUACUGCUAUGUGAAGAGGAUACUGCUAUGUGAAGAGGAUGCCACCGUGAGAAGAGGAUACUGCUAUGAGAAGAGGAUACCGCCAUGAGGAGAGAAUGCCACCAUGAGGAAGGAUGCUGCCAUGGUACAGGGACUUUGCCAUGAGAACAGGACGCCGCCAUGAGAAGAGGAUACUGCUAUGAGAAGAGGAUACCGCCAUGAGGAGGGAAUGCCACCAUGGAAGAAGGAUGCCGCCAUGGUACAGGGACUUUGCCAUGAGAAGAGGACGCCGCCAUGAGAAGAGGAUACUGCUAUGAGAAGAGGAUACCGCCAUGAGGAGGGAAUGCCACCAUGGAAGAAGGAUGCCGCCAUGGUACAGGGACUUUGCCAUGAGAAGAGGACGCAGCCAUAAGAAGAGAAUGCCCCCAUGGGAAGAGGAUGCAGCCAUAAGAAGAGAAUGCCCCCAUGGGAUGAGGACACUGUCAUGGAAAGAGCAUUUUGUGUUAACAGGAUGGAUUAAUCUGCCAAGAAAAGAGUGGGCUAUUGCAAGAAAAGGAUGCAUCGGAGGGCUUUGCUGAGAGAAGAGGACGUUGUACAGAGAAGCAGAUCUGGACAUCAAAGUCACGGAAAUAUCGUCAGCAAGUAAUUGAAACUUUUCGAGUUCAAUCCCUUAAAUUCCUCAGGAAUUUUAUAGUAUUAUGGUCCAUCCGUUGUAGAUAAUAUGCUAAAUCGAAAAUGGAUCAAGUAUCAUACCUGCUAAUCGACAUGGUAAUUGAUUAAAUGAGAAAACGAACUCGAAUCUCAGCAGUAGCAGUGGGGUAAACUCAUGUUUUUAAUAAACGGAAAAUUCUCGGGUCAUCGUAGCAGAGUUCCAGCACAAACGCCUACUUUUGCCAAAAAAACAGAUCUUGUUCGAUCCAAGGUAAACUCAUAGUCUGUCUGCAGUUACCAAUCUCGAGGGAUAUCGGACUGCUAAGCUAAGUUGUUAUUAACCUUCGUUGGACUUGAGGGCUACCUACGAACAAUAUUCAUUGUAAUGUUAGUAGUUUACUAUUGAACUUCACAAUUUUGCUAUCGGAUCAUUCUCUUGUAUCGAAGUAUUGUUUGUCAACAAUUUUUUCAGAUAAUAAUUGAGUAAAAAUAUAAACUGAAUUACUUCAAUUAUCAUUGAGAAUGUUUUUUCGAUUAUGACAUACUUAUAUAUAUGUAUACAUGUAUAUUUGAAUACAAUAUACCUGAGUAAACCGCCUCUACAUCUAUUACAUUCUCCUUCAUGUUUAGAUUUAGAAAGUAACAGAAUGCGACUUAAUUAGUCGAGAUAUGGUUGAUAUAUUAGUACAAUCCUGAAGGUGGGGGAAGAAUAAGGACAGAAGAAAGUGGCAAAUAUUUGUACAGUCCGAAAAUUCAUGUCAUAUUUUUUAUUUAAUAUAUGUAUAAUAUCUACAAGAUGUAUGAUUGGCGUGUACCCUAGAAUCAAUACAAUAUUUUAUGAUGUUCGAAGCA
Molecule: messenger RNA, 10253 nt
Organism: Athalia rosae (coleseed sawfly)
Lineage: Eukaryota; Metazoa; Arthropoda; Insecta; Hymenoptera; Athaliidae
Gene: Coq6
Product: ubiquinone biosynthesis monooxygenase COQ6, mitochondrial
Exons: 12
Coding region: 153-1586 (477 amino acids)
Biological process (GO): ubiquinone biosynthetic process
Cellular component (GO): mitochondrion
Molecular function (GO): FAD binding; oxidoreductase activity, acting on paired donors, with incorporation or reduction of molecular oxygen, NAD(P)H as one donor, and incorporation of one atom of oxygen; 2-octaprenyl-6-methoxyphenol hydroxylase activity
Source: RefSeq, a predicted model, not a curated record